AUGAAGAAAGAAGCCAUUAUAAAGUUCUCUGCCAAACGUCCUUGGAUACUACUUCCAAACAGAGAGAGUCCAAUUCCACGAAUUAUACAAAUUCUCAAGGGUCUCCUUCACUUCUCGGGUCAACCAUUCUACAUAACCUCAGAAGGCGACAUCCAACCAGUUCAGUAA
This is a messenger RNA of Trichomonas vaginalis G3, 168 nucleotides long. RefSeq lists its product as uncharacterized. The record is from RefSeq and is a predicted model, not a curated record. Lineage: Eukaryota; Parabasalia; Trichomonadida; Trichomonadidae. The coding region runs from base 1 to 168 and encodes 55 amino acids. The transcript has a single exon.